AUGGGCAUAUGUGCAUCUACUCAGUGCCUGAAGGAAGGUGGCAGAGUUGUAAAUGGUUCGAUCACAGUCAAGAUCGUUCACUUGAACGGAAAGCUACAGGAGCUCAGGAACCCAGUGCAAGCCUCCCACAUUCUCUCCAAGAAUCCCAACUGCUUCCUCUGCCCCUCGGAGUCCAUGUUCGUCGACGCGGACGCCCCUCAAGUUCCUAAAAAUGAAGAGCUGCAGCUGGGCCAAAUCUACUUCCUCAUGCCGGUUUCUCAGUUAAAAGCACCACUGUCUCUCCAAGACUUGUGUUCACUUGCCAUCAAGGCCAGUGUAGCUCUUGAAAAGGGUUCCAACUUAUCGGCGAUGAUGUCGCCGGGUUCAGACAUAAUUGGAGGUGGAUCGCAGCCAGGGUGUUGCAGAGUUCCAACACAUAGUAGGCACAUCUUUGGAAUGCAGCUGUUUGCAGAAAAGCCUGAUCGUGAUGGCAUGGGAAGCAAGCAAGAAUACGUCAAAUAA
Messenger RNA from Argentina anserina (silverweed cinquefoil), 501 nucleotides. RefSeq lists its product as uncharacterized. The coding region runs from base 1 to 501 and encodes 166 amino acids. The record is from RefSeq and is a predicted model, not a curated record. Lineage: Eukaryota; Viridiplantae; Streptophyta; Magnoliopsida; Rosales; Rosaceae. The transcript has 2 exons.